Molecule: messenger RNA, 1498 nt
Organism: Aplosporella prunicola CBS 121167
Lineage: Eukaryota; Fungi; Ascomycota; Dothideomycetes; Botryosphaeriales; Aplosporellaceae
Exons: 2
Coding region: 486-1394 (302 amino acids)
Source: RefSeq, a predicted model, not a curated record
GGCGGCCAAGAGCCGCUUUGUGCGCUGCGCGCGGGCGCCCGCCGACGCGAACAGCGUCUAGUGUCUAGCGCGCGAUGCUUGGCGGUGCGGCUCCGCGUCUGGGGAAAUUGCCCCUGGUAGGGAUCGCCUUGACCGCUAUUGUCUGCGGCCUUGUCUGGCAAUAGUCGUCGGAUGGGCUGUUCCCGGGGGCGGACUAGCGAUGCUUGGUCGCUGCGAGCGCGCAGCCUGCACGUCAUUUGUUUGUUCGGGAGAGGGCCUUCCGUGGUGAUCGCUUGGGCGUGGCGGCGAGUGCUUGCGGCUGGUUUAGGGAGCAGGUAGGUAUUAAAGAGGGCGUUGUUCUCGUGCUUUGGGUCGGCAUCAAACCAUUCAGUCCAGCAGCAUCAGCAGCAACAUCAUCAAUCCACUCUUCUACCUAAUUCCUAAUACCCCUUCUGCUCUACACACACAAACCUAAUACCCUCCCCCAACCAACAACAACCACAACAAUGAAGACCAGCACCUCUCUCCCCCUCUUCCUCGCGGCCCUCUCCGCCGCCGCACCCACGACCCUCCAAAAGCGCGCCGGCCCCACAGAUGCCGACAUCCUGAACUACGCGCUGACGCUGGAGCACCUGGAGAACAACUUCUACAAGCAAGGGCUCGCCAACUACACGGAGGCGGACUUUGCGGCUGCGGGCUUCGACGCCGCCUUCUACGCGAACCUGAAGACGAUCGCUACCGACGAGAGCGAGCACGUCGACUUCCUCACCAAGGCCCUCGCUGCUGCUGGCGCGACCCCCGUCAAGGAGUGCGAGUACAAGUUCGGCGUCAGCGACGUCAAGGGCUUUUUGGCGACUGCUUCUGUGCUCGAGGGCGUCGGCGUGUCCGCCUACCUCGGCGCAGCCGCAGACAUCAUGUCGAAGACGUACCUCACAGCUGCCGGCUCAAUCCUCACCGUCGAAGCGCGGCACAGCGCGUACAUCCGCAGCGCCGCGCUCAAGGCCGCCCCCUUCGCGCAGCCCUUCGACGAUCCCCUUUCCUACAACGAAGUCUACACGCUGGCAGCGCAGUUCAUAUCCGCGUGCCCGAGCAGCAACCCCGCCCUGCCCGUGAAGGCAUUCCCAGCGCUCAUGGCCAGCAGCAAGGACAGCACGAUCAAGGCGGGCUCGACCGUCAUGCUCGCGACGCCCGGGUACGAGCUUAAGAGCGGGGAGGAGGACGCUGCUGUUUAUGGCGCGUUUGUGACGGUUACGGGGCCCGUUGUUGUCGAUGCGAAGAGGGUGGAGGGCGGGUUUGAGGUUGUGGUCCCCAAGGGUGUUAAUGGUCAGAGCUAUGUUGUGCUUACCGGCUGCAAGGAUGUCGUCUCUGAUGAUACGGUUGCGGCUGGUCCGGCUGUUGUCGAGAUUGCGAACUAAGCGAAGGGUGUGCGCGAUGAGAGGGUGUAAUGGCUAUGUAUGGGUAAUGACUGCUUGUUUGGGGGUUGUAAUCUGUCUGAGGAUGAUUGUUGGUAGUAAUGAAG